AAAGAAAGAAUUUUGACUUCUCAUCUGUAAAUAAUAAAGUUUUCAAAUUACCAUAAAGCAACAAGGCGUAUUAAAAGCGUACACGUUUUCUAUAAAAAAUUUCAAUCAUCUCACAAACACGUUUUUUUUUCUCGUGGAUUCAGACGAUUUGUGAAGUACUCCGGAUGCGAGGAGAACCACAACCAUUCACAGAUUUGGAGGGAGCUGCUACUUUAUCGAAAGACAUGACAGCAACAGACUGCUCGGAUGAAACUGAGCCUUUGAAUGGUGCGAAAAAGAGGGAUAGCAAUGAACAAGAUUUGUCUCUUGCCAGAAGGAUAGCAGUUAUUGCAGUUGUGGCUAUUUUGGCUGCGUUUGAGGGCGUCUGCAUGUCACUCCCCGGCCCCUUCUUUCCCCCAGAGGCCAAAAAACACGGUUUGACCCAGUCUCAAAUCGGAAUCGUAGCCGGAUCACUGGACGUAUCUUGUCUCUUCUUCUCAUUCCUGGUCGGAAGUUUAACUACUCCUACAAACACCAAAUUCGUCUCAAUAUCUGGAACUCUGCUUUGUUCCGCUACCAUCUCCACUUUUGGACUCCUCAAUUUCGUUUCUGGACCUGGAGUUUAUUUCACACUUUGCAUCUUCGCCAGAGCUCUUAACGGUUUUGGUGUUGCAAUGACGUAUGCUAUGUUCAUACCCAUAUCUUUGAGGUGCUUUCCGGAACUAGCUGGUCUAAUCCAGGGCAUAAUUCAGACUUGUUUUUGUACCGGAAUGUUUUCGGGACCCAUAAUCGGGAGCGCACUCGUGCCUUUCGGCGGGUAUAGUGCGCCAUUUUUAGUUGCAGGUGGAUUAGAGGCUCUCUUCUCGUGCAUAGCUAUACUCAUUUUCCCACCUGCAGCUAAAAGCUACAGCCCAACGAAUCAUCCCAACGAAUCUGAACAUUAUCUGAAGUUUUUUGUCACCUUUUCAACUAUGAGUGUUGUGAUACCCUCGUUGGUCGUGUUUCUUAUGUCUGGUUUCCGAGAUGCCGCGUAUUCUCUUCAUUUCCACGAGGCCAUCGGAAUCGACUUGGGAAGCAUGGGAUACGUAUUCGCGUCUAAUGCACUUGCGGCUACAAUCACAGGUGCAACAGUUGGUGUAUUAGUGAACCAGGGCUACGGAGUUUUUGUCCUGAUUUGUUCCCAAAUACUGACACCAGUCACAGCAUUCGUAAUGUUCUUACCAUACUUAGUGCCUCAAUUGGAAACAAAAGCUUGGGCGGUGAUUCUGCUAGUAGUGAACGGAAUCUCCAUCGAUGGUGUCAUUAACCCUUUUUACCUCAUCAUGCAAAAUGAAGCUGUAAGGCGGGGGUCUGGAAGUUUGGAACAAGUGCGAACAUUUGCAUCGAGUAGUUUUAGUGUGGUCAUGUCUUCUGGGAGGAUACUGGGCUCUGUUAUCUUCGGCGGAUUCUUUAACGAGCAUUUGGGAUACUAUUUCACCUGUCUAAUUUACGCUGUUAUUGCGUUACUCACAUUAGCAUGGCAUGUGAUAUUCUUAGCAAGAGUUGGUUUAUUGCGCCGAGCUUAUUACCCAACAAGCCUAGAGAUCACAAAAUAAAAGUAUGAAAA
Symsagittifera roscoffensis is the source of this 1585-nucleotide messenger RNA. Its product is annotated as MFS-type transporter SLC18B1-like. The transcript is spliced from 4 exons. NCBI's taxonomy places the organism in Eukaryota, Metazoa, Xenacoelomorpha, Acoela, Convolutidae. Gene Ontology annotation, biological process: transmembrane transport. The record is from RefSeq and is a predicted model, not a curated record. Gene Ontology annotation, molecular function: transmembrane transporter activity. Bases 165 to 1574 code for a protein of 469 amino acids.